AAAUGCCAAUAAUUUGUGUAUAUAUCUAUGUAGCUGGAGGAUGAAAAACCAUAAAAUUAGCAUGAAUAUCAAAAGCAUAUGGCGUUUCUACAUGAAACUACUUAAUCUGACUCCUACAUAGAAAAAUAAACGAAGAUGUCGACAAAGAUGAAGGGCAUUUUCAAAGGCAUCAGAUACAUUUCUCAAAUAUUUGAUGAUGAGCAGCAGGCAGAAGAAGACUUUCAGAUUGGGCUUCCCACAGAUGUAAAGCAUGUUGCUCACGUAGGGUGGGAUGGAUCUGAUUCAGCACCAUGUGAUUCCAAACCUGAUAAAGACGGUUCCGAUGUCAGAUGGGUGUCAGAAGAUUCGAAGAGGGCACAAAAACCAAAGAAAUCCGCCCAAGAGAAGGAGCAAGGUAAAAAAGCGUCGCGGCGGCGAUCAACAGACGGUAUUAAUCCACUGGACGCCCUCGGGAAACCCAAACGGGCCCCGAGAGAGCCAUCGGAUGCUAAGGCGCAGGACCCCGACGCCCCCAAGAAAGCGCGUCGGAAGAAGGCUGAAGGCACGGAUCAAGGCAGGCGCCGCAAGAACAGAUCAUGCGGGGAUGUAAUGGUUGAUUAUGGGUCCGAUAGCGGCCCUGCUGGGUAGAAACUGGGAGCUCAGUUGAGUGAAGACGACGAAGACAGACAAAGUAGAGGGAAUUGGUGAUAAUCUGCUUUCAAUUUUUGCAUUGCUUUUCCCUUCCUUGGACUUUUGUAUUUCGUUUUUGGCUAGAUAGCGGUUGAGGUGAACAAUGAAUAUGACUCUUUUUAAACUAAUGAUGUUGUACAAAUUAGACUUUGAAU
Molecule: messenger RNA, 824 nt
Organism: Salvia hispanica
Lineage: Eukaryota; Viridiplantae; Streptophyta; Magnoliopsida; Lamiales; Lamiaceae
Source: RefSeq, a predicted model, not a curated record